CCGCUCCUGGCCAAUGGAGGGGGAGUCAGGAACCUGGGUCCGAUCGCACUAGGACGCGUCUGGUGAAGACAGAGGGCGUUAGAGGCGCGGGCGCCUCGAGGCGCCAGGCUCCGGAAGAGGAAAAUGGCGGUUUUAGGGUCCCCGGCGCGCACCUUGCGAGGUCUUCUGCGGGAGUUGCGCUACCUGAACGCGGCCACCGGGCGACCCUAUCGCGACACCCCGGCCUAUCGGUACCUCAUGAAGGCUUUCCGUGCUCAUCGGGUCACCAGUGAGAAGCUGUGCAGAGCCCAACAUGAACUGCAUUUCCAGGCAGCCGCCUACUUGUGCCUCCUGCGCAGUGUCCGAGCACACCUGGCCCUGCACCAGGAGUUUCACGGCAAGGGCGAGCGGUCAGUGGAGGAGUCCGCAGGCUUGGUGGGUCUCCAGUUGCCCCGACAGCCUGGAGGGAAGGGCUGGGAGCCAUGAGCCUGGAGAGAUGCUUUGGAUGCCAUUGUCUGAGGAGAGCUUAAUCAUUUCUACCAAUAUGUAUUUAACAUUAAAUUUUUUUUUAAAGUUUA
Messenger RNA from Cavia porcellus (domestic guinea pig), 557 nucleotides. RefSeq names its product formation of mitochondrial complex V assembly factor 1 homolog (gene Fmc1). The record is from RefSeq and is a predicted model, not a curated record. Lineage: Eukaryota; Metazoa; Chordata; Mammalia; Rodentia; Caviidae. The transcript has 2 exons. The coding region runs from base 124 to 465 and encodes 113 amino acids. Gene Ontology annotation, cellular component: mitochondrion.